GUGAGGAGUAUAUGGUACCAUAUUUGGCUCUUCUGUGUGUGAAACAAAUUGUGUUCAUGUGUUUCGUGACAUUUUUAAUAUUGUCAACCAUACCUUAGUCGCGUUACGUCGAAGGAAGUAAUAAAUUAAAAAAAAGUCUUGGAAAUCGGCGUCAUGUCGCAGUUCUCUUUCUUCAAUGAAAUUAACAGUUGUGUGAGAAUGGAUGAUCCUAUCACAAAGGGUCCUGUACCUAGGUGGCAAAAGAAAACCUUGGACACUAGCAACAGGGGCAAGCCUAACACAUCUAGCAGUUCAACCUCCAAUAAGACACCAACAAGGGUUACAACAGAAAAUGGAAACAAAUCAAAGAAGACUCCCUCAAAAACACCAAAAAAGUCGCCAGGGUCCAAAACACCAGGCGCAAAAACUCCGAGUGGGGGUGACAGGUUUAUACCAGUUCGAAGCCAGUCCUCAUUUGAAAUGGGUCAUUUUAAGAUAAAUCAGGAGCAAGAAAAUGAAGAACUGCUGAGUCCUUCCAAAAGAGAUAAACAACGCAUCAUGUCAGAAAACCUUCAUGGAGCAGAUAUUAACAAGACAAGAGUGCUUUGCUAUCAGAAUAAAGCACCAAAUGCUCCAGAGGGUCAUCAAAACUCCUUAAAGGUUGUCUACAGUCAUUCAAAAACUCCAGGCUCUGUAAAGAGCACAACCCGCUACAUUCCGAUGACACCAGAUCGUAUACUUGAUGCACCUGACAUUAUGGAUGAUUACUAUCUUAAUCUGAUUGACUGGGGUGCACAUAACAUUUUGGCUGUUGCCUUGGGCAGUGGUGUGUACCUGUGGAAUGCUCACACUGGAGAAAUAGAGCAGCUUCUUGUUCUGGAAGGAAGUGAUUAUGUAUGUUCACUUUCAUGGAUUCAGGAAGGGGAGGUUUUGGCAGUAGCAACAAGUAAAGGAAUAACAGGACUUUGGGACUGUUCAGCUAUGAGACGUCUUCGUCUACUUGAUGGCCAUUCUGCUAGAGUUGGAGCUUUAUCCUGGAACUCGUACAUCCUUUCUUCAGGAUCCCGCAGUGGCCACAUAAUUCAUCAUGAUGUCCGUGUGAAAGAACAUAUUGUGGCCACAUUAGCAGGACAUACCCAAGAGGUUUGUGGUUUGAAAUGGUCGCCAGAUGGAAGGUAUCUUGCUAGUGGUGGUAAUGAUAAUCUACUGAAUAUAUGGCCUGCUACACCAGGUGGAGCACAUACUCAGACUACACCACUUUACACGUUGAGUCAACAUCAAGCAGCAGUCAAGGCACUUGCGUGGUGCCCAUGGCAGCCAAGUAUCCUUGCGAGUGGUGGUGGCACUGCAGAUCGGUGCAUAAGAUUCUGGAACUGCAGCAAUGGGAACUGCUUAAAAACAGUAGACACAAAAUCUCAAGUCUGUGCAUUGCUAUGGUCAACAAAUUACAGGGAAUUUAUAUCUGGUCAUGGAUAUGCUAACAACCAAUUAGUCAUAUGGAAAUACCCAUCGAUGAACAAGAUUGCAGAGCUCACUGGACAUACUGCAAGAGUUUUGCAUCUUGCCUUGUCUCCUGAUGGCAGUACUGUUCUGUCAGCUGGAGCAGAUGAAACAUUAAGGUUGUGGAAGUGCUUCACUCCAGACCCUGCAAAGAAAACUGAACCAGUGGAAACAAAAAGUGUUCCUAAUAUGAUGCGUGGAAUUCGUUAAUUGUUGUGUCAUUGGCAUAUUACUAAAUCAAAAGACUGAUGUCGUAGUGAUUUGUGUAAUGUGAAGGUAUCCUGUACGAUCUGUAUCUAAAAACCUAAUAGGAGCAAAUAUUCUUACAUACUAAGUACACAGUGAGAAAUGAAACAAUGCGUUCUAGGAAAGUAUUUCUUCCCUUUGCUGAUCCUUUCUCCAGAACUGUCUGUGUUUACUGCCACAGAAAAACACGACUGACUAUAUUGAUUUUACAAUAAUAUAAAACAAAUGUAUAUAAUUAGUGAUUAGAUGUCUUUAUAACAAUAUUUAUCCCACUAAGGGUUGUAUACUAGUUUAUCACAUGUAAAAAUUUCUGCAUGUUUAUGCUGUGAAUAUUAUUAGA
Schistocerca piceifrons (Central American locust) is the source of this 2065-nucleotide messenger RNA. RefSeq names its product cell division cycle protein 20 homolog (gene fzy). NCBI's taxonomy places the organism in Eukaryota, Metazoa, Arthropoda, Insecta, Orthoptera, Acrididae. The record is from RefSeq and is a predicted model, not a curated record. Gene Ontology annotation, molecular function: protein binding; anaphase-promoting complex binding; ubiquitin ligase activator activity. Bases 154 to 1689 code for a protein of 511 amino acids. Gene Ontology annotation, biological process: anaphase-promoting complex-dependent catabolic process; positive regulation of anaphase-promoting complex-dependent catabolic process; positive regulation of ubiquitin protein ligase activity. The transcript has 12 exons. Gene Ontology annotation, cellular component: anaphase-promoting complex.